UUUUGUAGAACCACAAAUUUUAAAGUUUUCCUUUUUAUUUUAUUUUAGUGUUAUUGCUUUCUUAAUAGAUUAGAAUAGAUAGACGCUGUUUUGUUUUUCUUUGUUAAAUUAAUGAAUUUUGUUUUUUUUUUUUAAUUGGUAGCUCACGGAUUGUUCUUCUUCUUCCUCUUCAGAGCUAACAUGUUCUGAGAUCCCUAUCAAUCAAUGGCGGUAACAGAACAGAGUCCUCUGUUUUUUUUACUCUAAAUUCUAAAAGCUUCGGAUAAGCUCUCUCAUGGUGGCUAGUUUCUUGUAUAUAUCCCUCCCUGUUUGCUCCUCUUCUUUCAUUUACCUGAUAUAGUCACAACGAAUACUUCUUUCCGGUUUCCCAAAAAAUUUCACCUUUCAUAAUCGAUUUCUCUACAUUGUAAUUCCCUCACAUAGUUUCGCCGGAGAAUUACAAUAAAGGUAAGAAGGUAACUGCAAGGAGCUUGAGAUCAUGAGUGGUACAGAGUUAGAGGAGCCUGGACAGAUAAAACGUGCUGUGAUUGAUGCGUCCGCUGGUGCUGUUGCUGGUGCCAUUUCACGGAUGGUGACCUCUCCUCUUGACGUUAUCAAGAUUAGAUUUCAGGUUCAGUUGGAGCCUACAGUUUCAUGGGCUCUGACUAAAAAUGAAUCUCCAGUGAAACCAAAGUAUAAUGGGUUGUUUCGAACAGCGAAGGAAAUAUUUAGAGAGGAAGGUUUAUCGGGUUUUUGGCGGGGAAAUGUCCCAGCUUUACUUAUGGUUGUGCCAUAUACAUCUAUACAAUUUGCAGUUCUACAUAAGGUGAAGUCUUUUGCCGCUGGUUCAUCAAAGGCUGAAAAUCAUGCUCAACUGAGCCCUUAUCUUUCUUACAUCAGUGGAGCACUAGCAGGGUGUGCAGCGACAGUCGGAUCAUAUCCCUUUGACCUAUUGCGGACUGUAUUGGCUUCACAGGGUGAGCCAAAGGUAUAUCCAAAUAUGAGAUCAGCAUUUAUGAGUAUAGUGCAAACUCGUGGAAUCAAAGGGUUGUAUGCAGGAUUGUCCCCAACUUUGAUCGAGAUCAUUCCUUAUGCUGGUCUGCAGUUUGGCACUUAUGACACAUUUAAACGGUGGAGUAUGGUCUAUAAUCAGCGGCACAGAUCUUCUUCUUCAGGCUCUGAUAAUCAAAAUAAUAGCCUUUCGAGCUUUCAGCUCUUCCUUUGCGGUUUAGCUGCUGGUACCAUUUCUAAACUUGUUUGUCAUCCACUCGAUGUUGUCAAGAAAAGAUUUCAGGUCGAAGGUCUGCAACGAGACCCGAAAUAUGGAGCCCGAGUAGAGAUAAAUGCUUACAAGAACAUGUUUGAUGCUUUAGGGCAGAUAUUAAGAACAGAAGGUUGGCACGGUCUUUAUAAAGGCAUUGUUCCAUCGACCAUUAAAGCCGCACCUGCUGGUGCUGUAACAUUUGUAGCCUAUGAACUUGCAUCCGAUUGGUUUGAGACAAAUUUGACAUGAACUUGUAAAUCUUAUUCUUUUUUUGCUAUUGAGUAAGUCGUAUAAGAUUCCCCACUGUUUGAACAGACCCCAAUAAUGCAAACUCUUUCAUACUA
Molecule: messenger RNA, 1587 nt
Organism: Camelina sativa (false flax)
Lineage: Eukaryota; Viridiplantae; Streptophyta; Magnoliopsida; Brassicales; Brassicaceae
Product: mitochondrial thiamine diphosphate carrier 1
Biological process (GO): transmembrane transport
Source: RefSeq, a predicted model, not a curated record